GCGGUUGACAACGUUGGAUACCGAAGAUUUUCUAAGUCUACAUGAAAAUGUCUUCAACAGUGUUUUACACUCUGCUGACCAUACAUUUCUUUGUGAGCUAUGGUAUAAAAAUAGACAUGAAGAGAGAAUUAUUUUACCAGGGGAGGGAACUGUUUUGUGCACAACUCCAGUGUACAGAAAACAUAAGAGAAGACACUCAGAUAUCAGCUCUGGUCAACAUGUCAGUCUAUGUGAUCAACGAACCAGGGGACAAGCUAAUGUUGGCGUCUGUUUCAGGAUCAGAUUCAAAGGCUCGAGAUUACAAAGUGCCUGGGGUUUUUGUGGACGGGAAUAUAUCCCAUCAUGGCGGGGAGCUGCAGUUGUUUUUGUCCAAUGAUUCCGCUUGCCAUGAUAAAACUUUGAAAUGUGAAAUAUACUUCACGUAUAAGAAAGGACAGAUUGGGUUCGCAGAAGAAGAGACUGCACCAUUACAAAAAGAGAACAUGCGGAAAUCAGAUUUGAUGAUGAGUUUAAAAGCUAAAACUGUAAACUAUGUUAAAACUGUGGACACUAUGGCCGCUUUUCUGAAAGCCUUUGAAGAUCCAGAUAAACUUAAGGGAGCUGACAUGUCAAUGUCAUUACAGAUGUCACAUUUAAGUAGAGAUGACAGCGGUUUUCCAAGGAAAAACUUUACUGACACUCAUAAACAAAUAGAAUCUUCUAAUAGUCUACAGAUUUUUGAAACAAGAUUAAACAACCUGACAGCACAGUUACAGUUUGUAAAUGAGAGGUUCAAUAAUUUAAAAGAUAAACGUUUAAACAUGACUGAACAAAAUACGGAAAAGGAACAAAACACCAAUUCGCUAAUCUGGACCAAAGAAAUGUGUAAAAGAACACAUAACUUCAAGUUAACAAGUAGACAGCUUGUUCAGCUAAACCAAUCAAAGUUAACAUUCUGUGACACGAAAACGGACGAUGGCGGCUGGAUUUUAAUACAGCGCCGUGUUGUGGGCGAUGUAAACUUCAUCAGAGGAUGGGACGACUACAAACAUGGGUUUGGAUCAACGGCAGGAGAUUUCUGGCUUGGGAAUGACUGGAUCUCAUGGCUAACUGGGAUGGGUUACACUGAGUUGAGGGUCGAUUUAGACAUUGGAAAUACAAGACAAUAUGCAGAGUAUAUCAAUUUUACAGUUGACAACGAAGCGGCCAAAUACAAGAUGAACUUGUCGUCAUUUAGGGGAAACGCUACAGACCGUUUAAGUCACCACAAUGGUAUGAAGUUCACCACUAUAGAUAGCGAUAACGAUGAAAACAGUGGUAACUGUGCUCAGUUAUACAAGGGUGCGUGGUGGUAUAAAAGCUGUCAUAGUUCCAAUCUAAAUGGAUUAUGGAACGUUUCUGGAAAUACAGGGAUUUUUUGGAAUGGAGAUGUCAAGUUUGUGGAAAUCAAACUACGUAAAAUAUAAUCAUUGAUCAAUAUCGAGCAUUACUAGAAUUAAUGAGUUUCAUAAUCAUACUUAAAUUACAUGUAGAAUAUUGACUUUUUAAAGGAUGUUUUUGUUAGAAAUAUAUUGUGAUCUAAAUGUGUCGUUGAAGAGUAGAGAAAAUGAUAUUAACCCCAAUGUUUCGAGUUCGGACUCCGGGAUUAUUGCCUUGGAACAUCACAGUGUAUCCUCAGCUCUAAUAAGUACAUGAUUUACUUUAUGUAUGAUAGUGCUUACAAUAGUAUCAUUUCAUAUGAAGACGUCAAAUAAACAGGCUGAAUUUACAUCAUCUACCUUAUGUAUAGUAAUGUCUGAGAAGGCAGCUUUACUUACGUUAAUAAUUACAAAAAGGCAAUAUUCUUUUUUUUU
Messenger RNA from Physella acuta, 1832 nucleotides. RefSeq names its product angiopoietin-related protein 7. The record is from RefSeq and is a predicted model, not a curated record. NCBI's taxonomy places the organism in Eukaryota, Metazoa, Mollusca, Gastropoda, Physidae.